Messenger RNA from Apis dorsata (giant honeybee), 1813 nucleotides. Its product is annotated as protein roadkill-like. Gene Ontology annotation, molecular function: ubiquitin protein ligase binding. Gene Ontology annotation, biological process: regulation of proteolysis; proteasome-mediated ubiquitin-dependent protein catabolic process. Gene Ontology annotation, cellular component: nucleus; cytoplasm. The record is from RefSeq and is a predicted model, not a curated record. The transcript has 6 exons. Bases 667 to 1752 code for a protein of 361 amino acids. Lineage: Eukaryota; Metazoa; Arthropoda; Insecta; Hymenoptera; Apidae.
CAGAGGGUCUCAGUCGUUUCACGAUCUUCGUGGCGAACAAUAUCCUCGUACAAAUAGAAAAGAAACGAGAGAAAGAGAGAGAGAGAGAGAGAAAGAGAAGUUUAUUUCAUUAAAUCAAAACGUGACUACACUGUAGUGACUAUUUAAAAAAUUGUUAUCUUAUCAAAUUAUCAAUUAUUUAUCAAUAGAUAUCCGUGAUAUAGUUUGCAAAUCUUAUCAGACAAUUAAAAUUUUCCUAGUUGUUAAUAAAUAAUAAGUAUCUGUGAUAUAAUUUAAGAAUCUUAUCAAGUUUUAUUUAAUAACACUUGAAAUAUUUUUACUUAUCAAAAGUGAUUUGGAGUGGUUCGAGAAUGAAUUAAUUCUUUCGCACUGAUAUUUUUAUUAUAUAAAAAGAGAAGAAUAUAUAUAAAAUAAGAUUGAGUGCAAAAUGAAAAAGUGAAUUUUCGCUUGCAAGAGGGAUUCUUGCUCGAUGCAUUAAUGAACGUCAUAAUAGGCGCGUGUGUUAUAUUUACGCCUUUUCGUUUAUGUGAAGCCACGAUAAAAUGGAGCUAUUGGUACCAGCAGUUUCAGACGUCGUGUUUAAAUACACAUGGCCUAUUCCAAAUUACAAAAAAACUAUUUCGAAGAAAAGCUUUAUAGAUAGCCCGUCCUUCAACAUCAAUAUAAAUGGUAUUCAUAGCACAUGGAAUUUAUCCAUCAGAUUCUGGAAGAAUCCUGAUGGAAAGAAUGGUCCACUGUUUGGUAACAGGCAAAAGAAUGAUAAACCCGGUGGUAUUGUGCCUGAACAUGUUGAACUGCAACGUAGAUGAAGCGGAACAAGCGAAGAUACGAUUUCAAUUUGCAGUUUUCAAUGCCGACGUUAAACAUUGGGAAUACUGUCACGUUAGCAGGACAAUACUCGAGCUAAAAUCAUACACGGACAUCAUUUCCUUGGGCUAUAGAGACUUGUCCAUCGUCCACAGACAUUUAAAGAAGAAUGGUGAGGUGGUAUUAAUGGUUAAAAUACAGAUAAUUCAAUACGAAAGCGAAAAACAUAACUUGUCACAGGAUAUGGCCAGAUUGUUAAAACAUUCAUAUGGUGCAGAUACUAAGUUAAUUUGUGGAGGUUUAAACAAUACAGAAAUUCCAGUUCAUAGUACUGUAUUGACUGCUCGUAGCAACAUUCUUGCUGAAAUGAUUUUGCCUUUAAAAGAAUUUAAUGAGAGGAAAGAUAUGAAGAUAGAUACUAUAAAAGAUAAAAUGGAUAUGACGAUGUUACAAGAAAAUAAUAUAAUUGAUAAAGAAAACGGACGUUCCAAUAAACGUUAUGUAUUUUCCUUGGAAUUGUUGGAUCUUAAUAAACAGGUAGUUGAAGAAUUUUUGCGAUACAUAUACAGCGAUCAAGUCGAUAAUUUGGAUAAUUUUGCUCCACAACUUUUAUCAUUGGCUGAACGUUUUUCUUUGCAAGGAUUAAAAGAACUUUGUGAAAGAAAUCUUAUGGAAACAAUAACUCCAGAAAACAUAGCAAGCAGACUUUUAAUUGCAGAUGAAUUUGGAUGCAAUGCGCUUAAAAAAGCAAGUUUAGCGUAUUGCGAGGAAAAUUUAACGGUACUUAACAAAAGUUUAGCAUGGAAAAUAAUGGAACAAACAAAUUCAGAAUUGUUUAAUGAAAUUUGUGAAGCUGGUAUUGGAAGUUCAAGAUCAAGUAACAUGAAUGAUAGUGAAUUAACAUCUCAAUUGACAUCUUUUCUUUAUAUAUAUAAACAAAAUUAAUUAUAAAUUUUUGAUUUCAAUGAAUGAACUUUAAUAAAGAUUAUUUUUAUAAAUUUUUUUA